Messenger RNA from Peromyscus eremicus (cactus mouse), 1618 nucleotides. RefSeq names its product ISL LIM homeobox 1 (gene Isl1). Gene Ontology annotation, biological process: neuron fate specification; axonogenesis; positive regulation of transcription by RNA polymerase II. Gene Ontology annotation, cellular component: nucleus. Gene Ontology annotation, molecular function: cis-regulatory region sequence-specific DNA binding; DNA-binding transcription factor activity, RNA polymerase II-specific. The coding region runs from base 1 to 1050 and encodes 349 amino acids. Lineage: Eukaryota; Metazoa; Chordata; Mammalia; Rodentia; Cricetidae. The transcript has 6 exons. The record is from RefSeq and is a predicted model, not a curated record.
AUGGGAGACAUGGGCGAUCCACCAAAAAAAAAACGUCUGAUUUCCCUAUGUGUUGGUUGCGGCAAUCAAAUUCACGAUCAGUAUAUUCUGAGGGUUUCUCCGGAUUUGGAAUGGCAUGCGGCAUGUUUGAAAUGUGCGGAGUGUAAUCAGUAUUUGGACGAGAGCUGUACAUGCUUUGUUAGGGAUGGAAAAACCUACUGUAAAAGAGAUUAUAUCAGGUUGUACGGGAUCAAAUGCGCCAAGUGCAGCAUAGGCUUCAGCAAGAACGACUUCGUGAUGCGCGCCCGCUCCAAGGUGUACCACAUCGAGUGUUUCCGCUGUGUAGCCUGCAGCCGACAGCUCAUCCCCGGAGACGAAUUCGCGCUGCGAGAGGAUGGGCUUUUCUGCCGGGCGGACCACGAUGUGGUGGAGAGGGCCAGCCUGGGAGCUGGAGACCCUCUCAGUCCCUUGCAUCCCGCGCGGCCGCUGCAAAUGGCAGCCGAGCCCAUCUCCGCUAGGCAGCCAGCCCUGCGGCCUCACGUCCACAAGCAGCCUGAGAAGACCACCCGCGUGCGGACUGUGCUCAACGAGAAGCAGCUGCACACCUUGCGGACCUGCUACGCCGCCAACCCUCGGCCAGAUGCGCUCAUGAAGGAGCAACUAGUGGAGAUGACCGGCCUCAGCCCCCGGGUGAUCCGAGUCUGGUUUCAAAACAAGAGGUGCAAGGACAAGAAACGCAGCAUCAUGAUGAAGCAGCUCCAACAGCAGCAGCCCAACGACAAAACUAAUAUCCAAGGGAUGACAGGAACUCCCAUGGUGGCUGCUAGUCCGGAGAGGCACGAUGGUGGUUUACAGGCUAACCCAGUAGAGGUGCAAAGUUACCAGCCGCCCUGGAAAGUACUGAGCGACUUCGCCUUGCAGAGUGACAUAGAUCAGCCUGCUUUUCAGCAACUGGUCAAUUUUUCAGAAGGAGGACCAGGUUCUAAUUCUACCGGCAGUGAAGUAGCGUCGAUGUCCUCUCAGCUCCCAGAUACACCCAACAGCAUGGUAGCCAGUCCCAUUGAGGCAUGAGGAACAUUCAUUCAGAUGUAUUUUUUUUUCCCUGUUGGAGAAAGUGGGAAAUUAUGUUGAACUCCGAAAUAAAAGUAUUUAACGACCCAGUCAAUGAAAACUGAAUCAAGAAAUGAAUGCUCCAUGGAGUGCACGAAGUCUGUUUUAAUGACAAGGUGAUAUGGUAGCAACACUGUGAAGACAAUCAUGGGAUUUUACUAGAAUUAAAAAACAAAACAAAACCCCAAGCCCAACAUAUGCUAUUCAAUGACAUUAGGAGUACUGAAAAAGAAUAAUAAUUAAAAAAAAGACGUUUUUAAAACGUAGAGGAUUUAUAUUCAAGGAUCUCAAAAAAAAAAAAAAAGCAUUUCAUUUCGCUGCACAUCUAGAGGAAAAGCAGAAAUAGAACAUGUUCUAGUCCAUCCUAUUCCGAAUGGUGCUGUUUCUAUAUUGGUCAUUGCCUUGCCAAACAGGAGCUCCAGCACACAGCGGAAGAAACUGGCCGUCAGUGGCUGAAAGAGUCCUUUCAGGAAGGCGGAGCUGCGUUGGUUUGCUAUGUUUUUAGUUGACUUUGAGAAGGGGUUAAUUG